Columba livia (rock pigeon) is the source of this 5414-nucleotide messenger RNA. It is a transcript of the gene CCSER1, whose product is annotated as coiled-coil serine rich protein 1. The record is from RefSeq and is a predicted model, not a curated record. The transcript is spliced from 10 exons. The coding region runs from base 276 to 2912 and encodes 878 amino acids. Lineage: Eukaryota; Metazoa; Chordata; Aves; Columbiformes; Columbidae.
GCCCAACCGCCACCCGCGCGCACAUCCGCGAGCACCCGCCCGGCCGCAGCAUGAAGGGCUGACCGACCGACCGACCGGGGCGCCGCCGCUCCGGACGGGUUAUUCACCCCGCGGGGGGGCGACGGAGGAAGACGCCCGCCCAGCCAGCCGAGAGGGGCGGUGGCAGCGCCGCAGGGGGCUCGGACGAUCCCCAUUCCCCGAGCGCCCCGGGCGCUGCAGGAGCCCAGCCAGAUUUGUUUAUUGUCUGCAAAGAGCCACAGACACUUUGUGCCCUGAUGGGGGACUCAGGAUCCAGACGAUCGACUCUAGUAUCUCGGUUGCCAAUAUUCAGGAGGAGUAUUAGCCGGAGACACGACUCCCUUCCUUCCUCACCUUCAUCUGCGAAUGCCAUUGGUGUCCACACGUCCUCCCCCUCCAGCACCAACUCCAGCUCAGGGAGCACAGGCAAGCGCCGCAGUAUUUUCCGCACUCCUUCCAUUAGCUUCCAUAACAGGAAGGGGAGCGAGCAGAAGCCUGACUCUACCAGCCAAAAUGUGAACAUCUCAAAUGGUGCCCAGUCCCCUCUCAGCACUUUGCAAAAACUGAGCUUAGAGGAACACAUUAAAAGCAGAGGAAGGCAUUCGGUUGGCUUUGGCAGCUCACGAAGCAAGAAGAUAACGAGGUCUUUGACAGACGAUUUUGAAAAGGGAAAGGAGCCCUCGGCUAAUAAGAAUGUCUUUAUAAAUUGCAUAAGCUCUGGGAAGAAUGAGGGUGAUGAUUCGGGCUUUGCGGAGGAGCAGAGCCGAUACUCCGUCAAACAAUCCACACGAAAGCUUCUCACUAAGUCUUUUUCAUCGCACUACAAGUUUUCCAAACCUGUUCCGGAAAGUCAGUCCGUUUCCUCUGUGCAGCAAUCCCGGUGCUCGCUGGAGGUUAAAUCGUACACGGAAAGCGAAUCUGUGAUCACCAAGUCCUCUCCUCCGUGUUCGGCCGAGACGCCGCAGGGCCUGGGGAGCUCCUUGCAGUCCCCGCUGCUCUCAGCCGACCUCACGGCUGCGCAGACCCCCUCGGAUUUUGUUGCCCUGACGGAGGAUUCUGUUUCGGAGGUUGAUGCUCUGCCCAGCAGUGGUACUGGGGUGCUGCUCGCAGAGGAUUUUGGCCACAAUGUCUCUGCCUCUCAGGUCUUCUUGAAUCCUGCUGCUGCUCCUGUGAGGGAGGUGGAUGUUGUGGAAAGUACUGGUCAUUCUGCUGGUGUAUCUCCUGUGAGUCACGCAAGCUCGUGUAGUGUUGAAUCUAAUACCUUAUUCAAAACCUCAGCUGCUAAUCAGGCAGAAGUAUUGUUGCAAGCCAAUGAACUACAUAGUAACGAUGCCAGGCACAUAGGAGAAAUGAACUCUGCAAAUGCACAUGUAGAAACCUUUGCAUUACAGUGUAGAGAAGAACCGGUGAUGCUGUCUCCAAAAGCACAACAGUUGAGUGGGACCAGAGCUGAAACCACGCACACGAGAGAGGCGAUUCCUGUCACAGAGGCGAAGAUCGUCCCACGUUCUGAACCUCAGUCCUUCAGAACACAACGGGGUUGUGAAACAAACCGUUCUAAAGUUGAUCUUGCCAAUAGCUUCAGUCCGUACAGAGAAGGCAGAUUUGUUGAGAAGCGCCUGAGAUCCUCUUCAGAAGGUACUGCUGGAGGCAGCCGGCUGAUCAUAAAACCCAGGGAUGCAAAUACAGAAGAGCUGAACAGCCUGCGGAAGCAGAGAGCAAGCUCGUCCUCCUCAAAAAUGAACAGCAUGGAUGUUUUAAAUAACUUGGGUUCCUGUGAGUUGGAUGAAGAUGACCUGAUGCUUGACUUGGAGUUCCUAGAAGAGCAACAUCACCAUCGUUCUGUUUGCCGGGAAGACUCAUACCAGUCGAUAGUCUCGUGUGCUGCUGUAGUACUUACCCCUGUGGAGCCAACGGUGGAUGCGAGGAAGAAGGAACAGAUGAUAAUGCCCGAUGUGUCUAAACAGAACCUGUCUCUGAAGCUGUCGAAGGAGGUGGAGCCGGGGGACCCCAGGCACCCCCGUGUCACCCCACUGCCCAGCAGCCCCAGCGUGGAGUGGCCCUUUCCCAGCCUGGAGGAAGGGGGAGGCAUCGAGUCUUUGCCCUUCAGAUUGAUGCUGCAGGAUUGCACAGCUGUGAAGACAUUGCUCCUGAAAAUGAGGAGGGUUCUUCAAGAGAGCACGGACAUGAGUCCGGCCAGCAGCACCGCCUCGCUGCCCGUGAGCCCUCUGCCCGAGGAACCCGCCUUUUUCAAGGAUGGAAUAAAAGAUGAGUGCUCAGUGCUGAAGCUGCAGCUGAAGGAGAGAGACGAACUCAUAGCCCAACUUCACGAGGAGCUGGAGAAGGCGCAGUGCUUGCAGAAGGCUGUGGCUUCCCAAGCGGAUAAAUCCACGCAGACAGAACUCAUUGGCCACGAUGCUACGUAUCCAAACAGAACGGUGAGCCAAAAUCUCAGCACAAGGGACAGAAAGUCAGCACAUACUCCCACCGAGGACCCUUUUAGAUACUCAUCAGGCAACCAAGCCUACGAAAGCAAGAGCUGCCAGCUGUCUGAUUUGUGUCUGAGUAAGCUCCUCAAAGAGGAGGAGAUUGUGGAAGUCAUCAAGCAUACGAGAGGCACCUACGAACCCCUCUCUUCGGAGGUCACCCAGAACGGUUUGGCCACCACGGCGCCGAGCGCAGCGAAGCCAGCGCCCAAGGUAGACAUCUACCCAAUGUUCUCAGGAGCUCCAAAAGACCAAGCUGUCCCUCGGCAGCACACGGCGUUCACGGGGAGACUCGGGCAGCCGCCCAGGGGACCCAUCUCUUUACACAUGUACAGCAGGAAAAACGUUUUCCUCCACCACAACUUACACACAGCGGAGCUGCAGACUUUAGGCCAACAAGAUGGGUGAAGCGGUGCUUGUGUUCUUGCCAUGGAGAGCUGGUUGAAGAGGAACAUAAGCUCAGGCUUCGUUUUUUAUCUGCUGCUACUUUCACGUGGACAAAAAUAAAGUAAAAAAUGAAUGUUGUCUGUAGGUUCUAUACUUGCCUAUCUGGGACUGUGGCAAAAGGAUGAACUAGAUUGUUAAAAAACUAGAUUGGUUUGUCAUGUGAAAGUCACCCUGGGUAUAAUAAAGGGGUAUUUUGGCUGGCAUUGCUAGUCCAGUAUUGGCUAAAUAUAUCUAUUUUUUUUUUCUCUAUAAGCCUUUAUCAUUCCCUGAAGGUCUAGAAGGUGGACUUAAAUAAUAUUGUGUAUGUUUAAUAAUGUUACUGUUAAAGUAGACGUGAGGAAUGAAUAGAUAAGUAAUUAGUAAACCCUCUGGAAUUUUAUAGAAACUAGGGAAAUAAGGAGUCAGAAAUCUUUGAGGACCCUCUUUUUCGAAACAGUGCAAUUUGCUCACUCGUAGCAGUGUGUUCUGCUUCCUGCUCUAAGUGUUUUACAGAUGCCUCGUGCCACGGGUAGAGGAAGUGACUUGAUUUUCCUCUGACAUCAAGGUUAUAAGUGCUCACAAGGUAUUUAAAUCAGUAAUUGGGUCCCAAACUGAGGAGGUCAGCUUGGUUCCUCAACCUUCCCUUCCCUUUUCCCACCUUUAUUUAACUACAUUUGUUCGAGUGGUUUCAUUCAAUGAGAACAUGCCAAGUUGUGGUGAUUGUGCUUUCCAGGCGCGGGAUCGCUCACAACACAGUGUGAUAUUCCGUGCUAAGUAAUGCAUCAUAGAAUUUCCUUUCACUUCACAAACUAAAAAUGGGCAAAAGAGAAACUGUCUCAUUACCCAGUCCAAAUUACCUGUGUAAGUCAUCAUUUCUGCAGAUCAUCUGCUCUUAAUGACCUGGUUUAUACCAGCUCGGUGGGUUUGCUGGUCUUAACUAGUGAGAUGAACCUGAUGCUAGUGAAAUCAUCUGAUCACACCAUGGAACUUGGAGACUUGUCAGUAACAAAAGGUCCUGUUUUCCCCUUUCAAAGGGCUCGGGAGCAGGCUUCUCAAGGUAUUCUAAACAUGUGGCAUAUACUAAACAGGACACUUAGUUUACAGCCUCUCUGAUGGAGGGUAAUGUAUUUGAAUGAUAAUAGGAAAUAUAGUUGGUUUAUAAAUAAUCUGGCACGUUUAAAUAUGUUUGAGGCAGAUCUGAGACAAGUCACCUCUCUCUUUAACUGUUAAUUAAUAGCGAAAGACAAGGGUGCAGCACUUUCUCACGCAAAGAAACAAACCAGUGUUACUUGACUGAAUGAGAAAUGAAUUAUCUGUAGCCACUAAAAAUGCUGCAACUCAUAACAGAUAAGUCAUAUAGGGCAUAUAAAAUGAAUUAAUGAUACAAAUUUUACCUAGUGUUGAAUACAUCUGUAACUACUUACUAUUCAGGUUAAUACAAGGAUUGGUUAGAUUAAAAAGAAAAUCAGACCAUGAGCUUGGCAGAUAUUCUCCAAAGCCAUUUCAGCAGCUUAAACUUUCAAUAUCCUAUUUAUUGAGGAUUUUAAUUUGGUUAGAGCAAAUUUUAUGGCAUUACCUGAUGUUGAAGAGAGCAGGUUUUGUCUAAAUAUUCUGCAGUGGUGAUUUUUGGCCUCCAGAGCCGGAUACAUAAGAAUCAAGAGAUACAUUUGCCAAACAUCUUGGUGUUUGCGUGCGCGUCGCUACUGCCAAAACAGGAUAUGCAGAAAUUGCAAACACAGCUUGAUGGAAUUAAGUUCAAGACUCCCAGUCCUGCAUUAAAACUCAGAGUUUAAAGUCUACCAAAAAAAGCAAAGAAUAGUAGCAAGAGAAUUUCACUGCUCAGAAUCAUGUUUUGGUCUGAGCAAUGUCCUAAGGUUAUGGUAGAUUGCAAGGACAAUUGGUUCUUGUUAACAAGACAUUUCAGUCUUGCUCGUCUCAACAGUUGAUGUAUGCAAUUGCAUUUCAGAUCUGUAAAUAAAUUAACGUACACUGUAAUCGAGGAUUUUUUUUUUCCAGGAUACAAAUGCACUAUACUACAUAUAAAAAAAAAAUACCCAAAAAAACCCUCUUCAAUUUUAACUGUAUUAUAACAUUUUAACAAUGCACUGUGUCUAUAGUUGUUGGUUUUUUUCCUGGAAAAAUGGACUUUUGGAUUACAUUUUAUUAAAAAAAAAAAAAAAAUCAAUGCAUUUGAAAAAGAACAUUUUAAAUGCUACUAUUUUCUUGAAGAAUCUUUUAUAAAGCUGAAACAAACAAAAAAAAUAACUGGAGAAAACACUUCAAUUAAAGUGUGGGAUAUUUUUAAAAUGUCAUCUUGAAGCUGUUUUGUAUCAGUAUUUUCAGCACUGUAAUACUAAGUGUAAAUCUCACCCCGAGAAGGGUAUUGGCCACGUUAAUGUACAGUACAGCAGUAACUGUAAAACAGAGGUCCUUUGAUCCUCUUGUGUAUAUAGUAAAUCAUAAAGCAACGGCAUGUGGACAUUC